AUGGGUCACCUAAAUAUAAUAGUCGGGGGCGAUGCGAACGCAAAGAGCACCUGGUGGGGUAGCUCAAUCAUCGACAGCAGGGGGGAAGAAGUUGCUGGCAGCUUCGAGGACAUGGGCUUGCAGGUACUCAACACCGGCAAUACUCCGACCUUCGACACCAUCAGAGGAGGAAAGCAGUUCACCAGCUUCGUUGACCUCACAGCCUGCUCGGAGGGACUCCUUGGUCUAAUUGAGGACUGGAGAGUCGAGAGCGGCAUCACGAGCUCGGACCACAACGGUAUAGUUUUCAAAAUUAAAUUAGAAAAAUCAAAAGGUAUAAAUAUCAACAGGCAAACUAGAAUAUUCAACACCAAAAAAGCCAAUUGGAGUCAAUUUCGUGAGAAAUUGGCCCAAUUGGAAGAAGAACAUCAAAUCAAUAUUAUAGAAAUAAACAAAAUCAAUAACAUAACAUCUUUAGACCAGUUCAUUCAAAAUUAUAUUAAUAACAUCAUUAAAACAAGUCGGGAUACAAUACCUAAAAUUAAAAAUAGUAGCGUAGUCAACUUACCGUGGUGGUCAACCGAGCUCGUCGAGAUGAAGAAAGAGGUCAACACCAGGAAACACCGCAUACGUUGCGCUGCACCGAUCCGGAGACAAAAGGUCGUUGAUGAGUGA
Messenger RNA from Helicoverpa zea (corn earworm), 654 nucleotides. RefSeq lists its product as uncharacterized. Gene Ontology annotation, molecular function: catalytic activity. The transcript has a single exon. Lineage: Eukaryota; Metazoa; Arthropoda; Insecta; Lepidoptera; Noctuidae. The record is from RefSeq and is a predicted model, not a curated record. The coding region runs from base 1 to 654 and encodes 217 amino acids.